UUUUCUGGAGACGAGGCAGGCGAGACCAGCAGUAACAAGAGAACUGCACUUCACAGCGGUCUGUCUGCCUAGGCUUUCCUGAAGCACCUGCGCUGUCCACCAGCAGCGUCAUUAAUCCCGCGAGACGACGGGUCCUCGGAAGGCACAAAAUUCCCCCUUUGCUAGAGCCCAGGUUUUUGCCGUCAAGUUAAAUUCCGGGGUGCGGAAGUAGCUUUGUCGUGCCGCCUCUAAUCGCUCAGAAAUCAACCCCAAUUCUACACGGAAAGCUAGGCCUCCGACCGCUAUGGAAGGGCAGCAAGGGCAAGAAAACCUCGCGACCCUAGCGCUUGCCCAAGCUCAUUUCCAGAAAGGCGAGUACGCGGAGGCCGAAGCGCUGUACUCCGCUUACGUUCGCCAGUACGCCUGUGCGGCCUCCGAGGGAGAAGCGCCCGGGAGCAAAUGCAGCCCUGAGGAUUUGGCUACUGCAUAUAACAACAGGGGGCAAAUCAAGUACUUCAGGGUGGAUUUUUAUGAAGCCAUGGAUGACUACACAUCUGCCAUAGAAGUCCAACCCAAUUUUGAAGUUCCGUAUUACAACAGAGGGUUGAUAUUAUAUAGGCUGGGAUACUUUGAUGAUGCUUUGGAAGAUUUCAAGAAAGUAUUAGACUUAAAUCCUGGAUUUCAAGAUGCUAUUUUGAGCUUAAAACAGACUGUUCUAGACAAAAAAGAAAAGCAAAGAAGAAAUUAUUGAAAAUUUUAACUUAAUUGAAAUAUUAACUCAUGAUCCACCUGGCAUCUCAUUGUCUCUAAUUUAAAGCUGGUGUUAAGCUAUUCUGAUUUAUAUUUAAGAUAAAGAGAUUCAUGCAUCAGCACUGAAAGUUAAAUGAUGUACUUAAGGUAGUUAAUUUCAGAUUGAGUAACUAUGUUGAGUAGGUAUGCUUUUAUGAAGUGUAAAUAAGUAAAAAGAAUGUAUAAUUGUAUAUUAUUACAGUAAAAUAUUUAAAGAAAUGUGUGGUAUUUUCUUCAGUAAAACUAUUUUGCUAUUUUUUAUUCCCAACUUUUUAUGAAAAAAAUCUUACCUCUGCAGAAAAUUGGAAGUAUAGUACAAUAAACACUUAUAAACUUUCCACUGAGAUUCACCAGUUGUUAACAUUGUGUCACAUUUGCUUUUUCUCUGUAUUUAAAUAUAUAACUUUUUGCUGAGCCACUUGAAAAUAAGUUGCGCAGAUAUCACAAUACUUUACUCCUAAAUAUUUCAGCCUGCAUUUUCUAAGAAUAGAGACAGCCUUCUUUAUAGCCACAAUACCAUUAUAAUACCUAAUAAAACUAAUAAUUCUAUAAUAUCAUUCAUACCCAGCCCAUAUUCGAAUUCCCCAAUUGUUUCCAAAAUGUCUUGUGUAGAUUUUUAUUUCUGAAUCUGGAGUCAAUCAAGUUACAUUGCAUUUUGUUGUUAAGUCUCUUUGUGUUCUUUUAAUCUACAAUAGUCCCCUGCCCAUUUUCUCCCCAUGGCAUUCACUUUGAGAGCAAAGCUAUUUUAUAUAGCUAGGCUAGAGAGACAUAACAUUUGGGCUUAAAAAUAAACACACGUCUUGCAUGAGAGCAAUUUGAAAGAAUUCAGCUUACACUUGAUUUUCUCUAGUAAUCAUUGAUAAGGUAGUUAAGAUUUAAAUAUCGAGCAUCGUUUUUUGUCUCUGGAUAAUGACACUAAUAAUUGCCAUCAUCAACAUUUACGGAAUACGGAAUACUCACUAUAAGGCAAGAACUGUUCAUACUCUAUAUAAUAAAUUGCGAAUGGAAUGGGGGUGGUUAGAGAGGUGAGAAACUGACUAAAAGCACUUAGUAAAUAGAAGGCUUUAAAAAAAUCUAUUUUAUUUGGGUGCUGCAAUGCAUGGUUAGGCUAUGAUGAAGCUUUCAAGAGCUGGGAAGGAUUUGAAGGGAAAACGAGCCAGAGUCACCAUGUCUCACCUACAUUUUUGUGUGUGUGUUUUUAUUGUUGAGGUUUGGCUUUCAAAGAUUCAGAGCCUGUAUCUGGGGAUUUCCCAAACUAGUUUAUUAUUGCUGUGGAAAAAGCUGUUCUGGGGUGGAAAUUGCCCUAAUCAGGAGAAAAGAGUAUGUUU
Molecule: messenger RNA, 2096 nt
Organism: Balaenoptera musculus (blue whale)
Lineage: Eukaryota; Metazoa; Chordata; Mammalia; Artiodactyla; Balaenopteridae
Gene: TTC32
Product: tetratricopeptide repeat domain 32
Exons: 3
Coding region: 284-730 (148 amino acids)
Molecular function (GO): protein binding
Source: RefSeq, a predicted model, not a curated record